AAGAUUGGGACAGAAUUCCAUUUUCUAACCUCAAAAGUAAUAAGGUUGUUGAAAUAUUCCGCACUUUACAAUAUUGUAUUAUCUUUUUUUUACAAGAAUCCAGUAUGAUACCACGUUUUACUCAUGUAUUACAACUAAUGAAAAAUGUGGAAAGGAAUUUGUUUCAUAUGUUUGGAUACCAUCCACCUAAAGAGCUAGCAUUAGCUUAUGUUCAUGAGAGGAAGCCUGUAGCUACUCCUAAAAAGUUCUCGAUUAAAGACAUCGUUGGGGAUGGUUUCUUAUUGGCUGUACCAAAAUUCAGGAGAACUAUAGAAAGAAAACUGAAGAGAAAAUUUGGUACUCCUGAAUAUGUAUGGAAGAUGCUUGUACCAAAAAAUCACAUCAAAGUUUGCCAAAACUGUGGACAUCAUCAUGAGAAAAGAAGAUUAUGUGAAAACUGUUACACCAAAAUAAAGAAAGAAACUGAGGAAAUUCAAGCACAGAUAAAGGAAAAACUUGGUAUCAAUCCGAUUGAACAUGAUGUUGUGGUUUUGUAUAAAGGAGAAACUCUUCCCGAUCAGCCCAAGGAAUUUUGGAAGGGCAAAAGAAUCAUUGAAAUGAAAAAGGAAAGGCCACAGUGGUUCAGCAAAAAUCUUCUUGAAAAGACUACACAACAACCAUCCAAGUCUACAGAUGUCAAACCUACUGAUUUAGCAUAAUACUAUAGUGAACCAUUAGUACUGGUUAAGUAAUAUAGAAAUAACAAAUAAAUAGAUAUCAUAAAUAAAA
Spodoptera frugiperda (fall armyworm) is the source of this 768-nucleotide messenger RNA. RefSeq names its product 39S ribosomal protein L32, mitochondrial (gene mRpL32). The transcript is spliced from 4 exons. Gene Ontology annotation, cellular component: mitochondrial large ribosomal subunit. Gene Ontology annotation, biological process: translation. Gene Ontology annotation, molecular function: structural constituent of ribosome. NCBI's taxonomy places the organism in Eukaryota, Metazoa, Arthropoda, Insecta, Lepidoptera, Noctuidae. The record is from RefSeq and is a predicted model, not a curated record. The coding region runs from base 105 to 698 and encodes 197 amino acids.